Molecule: messenger RNA, 1107 nt
Organism: Halteromyces radiatus
Lineage: Eukaryota; Fungi; Mucoromycota; Mucoromycetes; Mucorales; Cunninghamellaceae
Exons: 2
Coding region: 1-1107 (368 amino acids)
Source: RefSeq, a predicted model, not a curated record
AUGGAAGCAAUAUUAUAUUAUAUAGAUGAUGCUCCUCCACUAUCAUCAUCAUCAUCAUCAUCAUCAUCAUCAUCAUCAUCAUCAUCAUCAUCAUCAUCAUCAUCAUCAUCAUCAUCAUCAUCAUCAAUAGCAACUACUUUAAAUAAUACACUUUACUAUUUUUAUAAUGAUAAUCAACAUCAAAAUUGGAAUCAUAUAUAUACAUUUGAUUUAAUAUCUGGAAAAUGGGACGGUUAUUUUGGUUCUUUUUGGUCCAAUACCACUACUUCUUUUGUUUUUACAAGUUAUGGUUCUGAUUGGUUAUAUGCCAUACCAAGGUCAAACAAUGAUGAUCGCCUGUCUCGUAUUAUUCGACUGGAUUCAUCAACCACUCAUACCCUCUUGGUUCAGACCCCGAUCAUCGACCUCCCUAAUACUGAGACAUUAUUCAGUAGCAUGAAUAAUAAUAAUAAUGAUGAUGAUCAACGUUUAGUGUUUUACAAUGGAACCACCUUGAUUCUAUAUCAACCUAUAAAGAAUAUGAUCAGCAAUAUUUAUCAAUGGAAUAAUACAACUGAUGCCAUUCCAUCAUCAUCAUCGAAUCCAGACACAUCUUUUUGGUCCACUCCCGAAGGACAACAAAUGAAAAUCGUUUUAGGUUGUAGUCUCAGUCUGGGUAUGAUUAUAGUAUCGGCGAUAGGUGCGAUUCUGAUACAUCGACGACGACGACGACUUCAUCACGAUGAUAGUCAGCAACAAAAAAAUAUACAAGAUGAUAUUCAACCUUCUAUACAAUCAUUAUCAUUUCUAAAUCAAGAUAAUGCUAUGGUAUGGAGUAGUCAUGUUCAUCAACUUUUAGCUUUAAUUGCAUUUAAUCAUGAGCGAAACAAUCAAGAACUAAACACAUCAUCAUCAUCAUCUGGUGAUUAUCCAUCCAUGAUCAAAACCUCCACUACAGUCUCCGCCUUGGCCAUGUCAUCUGCAAUCUUGUCUAUCAUUUCUUCCUCUUAUUCACCCUCCGCAAACCCUUUCAAGACACCACCCCAAGUACAUAAUACUACUUCUUUAGAUAUGGCUUUACCAUUACCAAGAAAUAACUUUAAUCAAGCUGAAGCAUCUCAACCUUGA